AUGGAUGAAGAGAUGCUCUGCGAUGAUGUGGAGGUUGCAGUGGAGCCUGCCCCGGCUCCCCAGAGGCGCAAGCUGGGCAGGCUACAGCGCAUGUCAGUUGGCAAUACCAAGGAAUCGCCUAGGCGUGACCUGCCGCACAAAGCGCUGCGCGCCCACGACGUUGCCGCUGCUGGCGACCAGGCCGCUGCGCUGCAACCAGCCGAUGCAGGCGCAGCUGCAGGCGACGGAUCGGCAGCAGGGGCCAGCACCAGCCAGGCAGCGGCGGGCCUCACCGCGGCGGCUUCCGGCGCAGGCGCGCCGGACGCGCCUGAUGGCACCCAGGCGGCACCUGUGGGCGAUGGCGCGGAAGAUGAGCUGGAGCGCUACAUAGCCAGCCGCGAGCGGCAGUUGCAGAAUGUCGACGGCGGCGACGACGACAUCCGUGCAGCCCCCAGUGGCGGCGCCGCGCCGGAGGCGCCGGCCCGCAGCAGCGGCAGCGGUGAGGAGGAGCGCGGUAGCGGCAGCGAGGGCAAUAAGGGCUAUCGAGACGAGGAAGACGAGUACGCUGAGGUGGUCCUGCAUAAGAAGGGCCAAAGAAGAGGCAAGCACCUAUCAGGGGGGUACAUCCCUGCUGGCAAGACGCCUCAAGCGCAGUCCAAGGGUGGCGUGGCAGGGCGCAAGCAGUGCCUGCAGUGCUGA
Molecule: messenger RNA, 678 nt
Organism: Monoraphidium neglectum
Lineage: Eukaryota; Viridiplantae; Chlorophyta; Chlorophyceae; Sphaeropleales; Selenastraceae
Exons: 1
Coding region: 1-678 (225 amino acids)
Source: RefSeq, a predicted model, not a curated record